CGCCACCACCGCAGCCAGAGCUCGUCCACCACCGCUCCAGCGCCGGCCAGUGGAGGAGUCCCGGCUGCUGCUCACGGCAGCGGACAACAGAAUACUCGUCGACGCGCUCGCGGUGGAGGUGAUGCCCAUCCUCGGCCAUUGACCGCGGGGGCGUCUCCUACUCGUUCGCAGCCAAACACGCAGACCGGCGGUGCGGUGAUGCUCCCGGAAACGCCCUCGUUGGGUAUGGGCGAGCUGUAUCCCGUGCUUACAUCGCAGGACAUGGCACGGAUGCAGCGCCGCUACGACGUGAACACCCUGAUGCAGAUGUCGUACUAUAGCGACAUGUAUGCCCUCGGGGGGGCUGGAGGCGGCUCCCAGUCGAAGAAGGGGCUGGACAACCAGAACGACGGCCGACCGACGCCCAAGGAGUCCAAGGACUUGCUGACCACGCUGGAGUGCAAAAUAUGCAUGACUCAGCUGGUGGACACAGUGAUUAUCCCGUGCGGCCAUGCGGUCCUGUGCCGGUGGUGCGCGGAACAGCAUAUCCCAUCGAGUCGCGUCGACGGCACCCGUCCAAAGACGUAUUCGCUCUGCCCGGUGUGUCGGACUCAUGUCAUGAACAAGGUAAACACCCCGUCUAACGAUGAUUCUUUUUUUUUUUUCUUUUUUUGGAGUCAAGUUCGUGUUCUGACAAGCCAGUAUCGGAUUUUCUUCUCCUGACACACA
Molecule: messenger RNA, 708 nt
Organism: Penicilliopsis zonata CBS 506.65
Lineage: Eukaryota; Fungi; Ascomycota; Eurotiomycetes; Eurotiales; Aspergillaceae
Exons: 1
Coding region: 199-702 (167 amino acids)
Biological process (GO): protein ubiquitination
Cellular component (GO): cytoplasm
Molecular function (GO): ubiquitin protein ligase activity
Source: RefSeq, a predicted model, not a curated record